Rubroshorea leprosula is the source of this 1529-nucleotide messenger RNA. NCBI's taxonomy places the organism in Eukaryota, Viridiplantae, Streptophyta, Magnoliopsida, Malvales, Dipterocarpaceae. The record is from the annotation of a GenBank genome assembly.
GACGAAGACAAGUCAAAACUGCUCCUCGCUCGUACUGCCGCUCCCGCUAGGGUUCGUCUCAAGUUUCCGGUGCCGAAAUCGGAUCUAUUCCGAUCAGUCGCUUGUGUAGAGUAGUGUUUCUUGCUAAUUACUUGGAUUUUUAAACAAUCUUGUUUUCUGCUGGACAUACAGUACUUGUUCUCUUCUCUGGACUAGAUGGAGCAGUACGAGAAAGUUGAGAAAAUUGGUGAGGGAACCUAUGGUGUGGUUUAUAAGGCUCGUAACCGUGACACAAAUGAGACCAUUGCUUUGAAGAAGAUCCGCUUGGAGCAGGAAGACGAGGGUGUACCUAGCACUGCAAUCAGAGAAAUUUCUCUCUUGAAAGAAAUGCAGCAUGGAAACAUUGUCAAAUUGCAGGAUGUAGUGCAUAGCGAGAAGCGCUUGUAUCUAGUUUUCGAGUAUCUUGACUUGGAUUUGAAGAAGUACAUGGAUUCAUGUCCAGAUUUUGGAAAGGAUUCACAAAUGAUAAAGACAUUCCUUUUUCAAAUUCUCCGUGGCAUCGCCUAUUGUCAUUCACACAGGGUUCUUCAUAGAGAUCUGAAACCUCAAAAUUUAUUGAUAGAUCGCCGUACCAAUGCACUAAAGCUUGCUGAUUUUGGGCUGGCUAGAGCAUUUGGAAUUCCUGUUAGGACAUUUACACAUGAGGUGGUUACCCUGUGGUACAGAGCCCCAGAAAUACUGCUUGGGUCUCGCCAUUACUCGACUCCUGUUGAUGUGUGGUCAGUUGGAUGUAUAUUUGCUGAGAUGGUGAACCAGCGACCAUUAUUUCCAGGGGACUCUGAGAUUGAUGAACUAUUCAAAAUCUUCAGAGUCUUGGGCACUCCAAAUGAGGAGACGUGGCCUGGGGUGACUUCACUGCCUGAUUUUAAAUCUGCUUUUCCUAAGUGGCCUCCUAAGGAUUUGGCAACUGUUGUUCCAAAUCUUGAAUCAGCUGGCAUCGACCUUCUUUCUAAAAUGCUCUGCAUGGAUCCCAGCAAAAGAAUCACAGCUAGAAGUGCUCUUGAGCAUGACUACUUCAAAGAUAUUGAGAUUGUACCCCCGUCUUCCUGAGGAGAAGAAAUGUUAAUAGUGAUGUGUACAAUUCUGUGGCUUCUGAUUGUUAGAAAUAUAUGCAUUUUUGCCCUCUCCCUCUCAUUGCAAUUUUUCGUUCAACUUUCACGGAACAACAUUGCUGCCAGUGCUGCCAGUUCAAACUGUUUCUUUGCAGUAAUCUCCAAUGGUCCAUUGUAUUCUAGCACUAUGUUUCUUGUUCUCUCUGUCACGGUAAGUAAAUGGCAUUUUGCAGCUUUAGCAGAUUUUUUUUUUUUUUCAAACAUUCGUAUGAGGCGUAUCAUGUUAUAUAGGUUUUUGUGUAUCUUUUCUGGAAUGAUGUAAUUUGCUUUGCCUUUGAUUGAAUCCUUGGUUUUUUCUGGUUCUCUUCCCGUCCUUCCUUUCAACAUGAGAAGUGAAUUUGGUGGCACCUAAUCCUCGAAUGAAUUCAAAAUGGUUGA